CCUCUGCGACAGCUUCCGUGCGGUGCCGCUCGCGGCGCGGCGAGCGGCCGCUCGGAAGGACACGGGGUGCAUCGGAGGUGUAUCCGCUCAGUACGUGCCGGAGUGGUACAUCAAUUGGUACCCCGGCUACCCGAUGGACGUGAUCCGCCACUGGUGGUCCAAGGCAGAGCUCAUGAAUGUCAUGAAGAGGUUCAACACAUAUCCGACUCUGCCGCGCGAUUGGCAAAUGGCCAAGGUGUCAAUGUGGUUCUCUACAGCCCUACGCCAUGGUCCGUAUUGGAAAGAUGGAUUCAGCCGAUACUUCGAAAAGAUUGACACUUUCGAUCCAUACGAUGGCUGGGUUGUUGUUGACGACUUGCUGGCAAAUUGGACUGGUGACAAUCAGUGGAACGGCUACCAGGACAUGCACGAUGUGAUUAUCAAGGGCAACCCUCACAGCUCAUACGUGUAUUGGGUGUUGCUGAACUGCUGCGAGAUGAUCGACAACCAUGGCAUGCAGAAGGGCAGGCUCCAGAUGAAAUGCGUCGAGGACGUCCGCGGGAUGACGAACCGCGAGCUGAUGGGCACUCUCGAAGCCAUCACCCAGCGAGCGGAGCUCCCUACCAAGUACGUGCCCUGGACCUGCCGAGUGGUACUGGCUCUGCCGCUGCGCGACUGCGCUGAGCGGCACGGCGAGCGUUCCUGGCUUGAUUGCCACAGCCAGGAGCGCGUCCAGGAUCUCCAGGCGCCGGGCACCAGUACCAACCAGGACCACGGCGCCGGCUGCCCGCGCACCACACUAACCAGAGCCCUGGCGGUCUCGCCGGCUGAACAGGUCUUACGUCCCCCUGGCAGUGUCACGAUGGUGUUCAGCUUUGCCAGACACUCAGUGCACCAGACCACUCAGGACAGCACAUCGCGCCUGCCGUGGCACAUGGGCUCCGCACAGGGCGUGCAGAAGAUGGCGUCCAUCGUCGGGCCGUUCCGUUACACCCUCAGGUCACGCUUCCUGAGUCGUGAGGCCAGACCGCGCGAGGCGCACCUCCUUGGGCAGAGGCUCGUCAAGGAUCCAGGUGUAUCCGCUCAGUACGUGCCGGAGUGGUACAUCAAUUGGUACCCCGGCUACCCGAUGGACGUGAUCCGCCACUGGUGGUCCAAGGCAGAGCUCAUGAAUGUCAUGAAGAGGUUCAACACAUAUCCGACUCUGCCGCGCGAUUGGCAAAUGGCCAAGGUGUCAAUGUGGUUCUCUACAGCCCUACGCCAUGGUCCGUAUUGGAAAGAUGGAUUCAGCCGAUACUUCGAAAAGAUUGACACUUUCGAUCCAUACGAUGGCUGGGUUGUUGUUGACGACUUGCUGGCAAAUUGGACUGGUGACAAUCAGUGGAACGGCUACCAGGACAUGCACGAUGUGAUUAUCAAGGGCAACCCUCACAGCUCAUACGUGUAUUGGGUGUUGCUGAACUGCUGCGAGAUGAUCGACAACCAUGGCAUGCAGAAGGGCAGGCUCCAGAUGAAAUGCGUCGAGGACGUCCGCGGGAUGACGAACCGCGAGCUGAUGGACACUCUCGAAGCCAUCACCCAGCGAGCGGAGCUCCCUACCAAGUACGUGCCCUGGACCUGCCGAGUGGUACUGGCUCUGCCGCUGCGCGACUGCGCUGAGCGGCACGGCGAGCGUUCCUGGCUUGAUUGCCACAGCCAGGAGCGCGUCCAGGAUCUCCAGGCGCCGGGCACCAGUACCAACCAGGACCACGGCGCCGGCUGCCCGCGCACCACACUAACCAGAGCCCUGGCGGUCUC
Molecule: messenger RNA, 1776 nt
Organism: Prorocentrum cordatum
Lineage: Eukaryota; Dinophyceae; Prorocentrales; Prorocentraceae
Source: the annotation of a GenBank genome assembly